AUGGAUCCAGUCAUCCAGACGGAGAACCCUAGUAAGGCAUUUGCACCGUCAUCGACCUACCGGAGAGACAGAUGGCCGUCGAGACAGGACGCCGCCGAACGGUUCUCCGCCAGCAAAUUCUAUCAAGCUUGGGAUCCUCGAGCACUCGCUCAGUGGAACAAGUAUGGUCUCCGAGAUUUGCCCACGGAACUCUAUCCAGAUCAGGUGAAUCAGGAAGAUCGACCAGUGACAUUGAAGACCCCAGUCCCCCAAGAGGUCUUCUCUUAUCUGAGACCAAAAUACUACGGAAAUCCGGAAAGAUCUCCCGAUACAGAUCGUUCGGUAUAUGGAGACAUGCACCCACAGGACGUUGAGCAAGAUUAUGAUUUCUACCGACCUGAGCCAGCCGAGAUAUUCCGCCGACUUCCAGAAUUGAAGCCACCUGUCCUUUACAUAUUUGGCAAGGACUCUGUGCUUGCAACACCUGCACUGAGGCAGAAGAAACUCGAGACUACAGGGACUGGAGUUGGAGGAAGUGGUGGAAGGGAAGAAGGCGCUGUCCAGGAAACAGUCCUAGACUGUGGGCAUCUAGUCCCUAUGGAGAGGGUUACGGAAAGUGCAGAAGCCGCCGCUGCAUUUACCGCACUGGAGCUCAACAGAUGGGAGACGGCAACACAAGAAUGGCAAUCACGUUGGCGGUCAAAACCACGACGUGAGAGGGUGCGCAUCGACGAAGAAUGGCGAACCAAAAUCGGCCCAAGGACACCAAAGACAACAGGCAUGGGGAAGGCUACCAAAUGA
Messenger RNA from Exophiala aquamarina CBS 119918, 780 nucleotides. RefSeq lists its product as uncharacterized. The record is from RefSeq and is a predicted model, not a curated record. Bases 1 to 780 code for a protein of 259 amino acids. The transcript has a single exon. NCBI's taxonomy places the organism in Eukaryota, Fungi, Ascomycota, Eurotiomycetes, Chaetothyriales, Herpotrichiellaceae.